Molecule: messenger RNA, 978 nt
Organism: Penicillium argentinense
Lineage: Eukaryota; Fungi; Ascomycota; Eurotiomycetes; Eurotiales; Aspergillaceae
Exons: 1
Coding region: 1-978 (325 amino acids)
Source: RefSeq, a predicted model, not a curated record
AUGGGCGUCAUCCGCUUCCCUCGCCCCACGGGCAUCUAUGUCCCCGGCUCGCCCACCCGCACUCUCACCACCGACAUGAUCUCUCCCCCACUCUCCCCCGACUUCAACUUCGACGCCGAGAUCCUCGUCCCCUCCAUCCUGCCCGCCCUCGAGUACAUCUCCACCAAGCUGCAGCAAAAAAUGAUGCACGUCACCCUGCUCGUCGGCCGCGGCAAGCCCUUCCCAACGGGCCAUUCCUCCGACCUGAUGAUCAUCCCGACCACCCACCUCGAUACCUCCUCCCGACGCGUCCUCGAACGCGCUCUGGCAAAAGCCUCAAAGAAAUUCUCCCUCGGCCAAAGCUGGACCGACGCACUCAACCGCAGCCAAUACGAGCGCCAGGCAAACGAAUACCUGGUCGAGCAAUCCAUCCUCCAAAACGAAGUCGUCUUCAGCCAAGAAGGCCUGACCCUGCUGAACAUGCACCGCAUCUACACCUUCAAGCGCCGCCUCUGUAUUCUGUCCGAAAAACCCUUCUCCCGCACCGACGAGCAGUACAUGGUUUCAUGCGUGCGCCUGCUCCGCCGGCUUGUCGCCGAUUACCAAGGCCGCCCGUUCAGCAAGGCUUUUUUCCACCGCGUCUACGAGCAGCUUGAUGUGCGCGACGACCUUCUCACGGCCGUCGCCGUGGCAUACAAAAAUACCCACAAGGAAGAAGCCAUUAUCCUGCCGCCCCGCAUGGCCGAGCACUCGCGGAAAGCCCCGGCGCGUCCCGUGCGGGCGCCUCGCCAGCCGCCGCCGGCCAAGUCGGCGUCUCGUACUGUCACGAAGCGACAUGGUAUCCCGGCGAAGCGGGGGCCGAAGACGCCUCUGUCGGCGUCCGAUGUUACCCCCAUCACCCGCAAUGAGUGGAAUAUCCUUGUCAGUCAGGAUAUCCGGGAGGUGCAGCCUUCCGUGACCAAGUGGACUCCGUCGCCGGCGGUAUUUGCCGUGGCAUGA